Molecule: messenger RNA, 1194 nt
Organism: Hyphopichia burtonii NRRL Y-1933
Lineage: Eukaryota; Fungi; Ascomycota; Pichiomycetes; Serinales; Debaryomycetaceae
Exons: 1
Coding region: 1-1194 (397 amino acids)
Molecular function (GO): oxidoreductase activity
Source: RefSeq, a predicted model, not a curated record
AUGGUUCAUAAAACUGAUACUCUUAGUGUUACUCCAUUGGAAGAUAAACCAUUUGGCUGUGUCAUUGGUUUACCAUCUUAUGCUAAUAAUGAUCCUGCUAAUUUAAAUGAUGAUGAUUUUAAAAAAUUAUAUGAAGCUGUUCAUACUUAUAUGGUUAUAGUUAUUCCAGGUCAAGCAGACUUAGCACCAAAAUCACAAUACCUUUUAACCAAAAGAUUUGAUCCAACUAUCCCUGAACCAAAAGAAGAUUCUGGGUUUGCUGGUUAUGGUCAUGGUAAAGAGUUUAGACAUGCCCAAUCGGUUUUAAGAAAAGAUGGUACUACGGUUAAAUCACAACCUCAAGUUCAAAUCUUGGGUCAAGGAACUUUCGAAGCUGAUGAACAAGGUAAUGAGAAUGGGGAAACCAUUUCUUUAACUCAUCCAUCUCAUACUACUUUCCAUCAUGAUCCAUUAACUCAAAAACAAAUUAUUGAAGAAAAUAGAACAAGAUUUUAUAGAUGGCAUAUUGAUUCUGCCUUGUAUGACUUGGCACCUCCAGUGGUAACCACUUUAUUGGGAAUCAAGGUUCCUCCAUCUACUCAAGUUCAAACAAUUGACUAUGAUGAUGGAACUGGUGAUAAAUUACAACUCACUCAAGGUGCUACCUGUUUCGUUAGUGGAGAACAAGCUUUUGCAGGAUUAUCAGAUGAAGAUAAACAAUUUGCCCUCAAUACUACCGUUGAGUAUGCUCCACAUCCUUAUAUUUUUAUUUCACCAGCAGGUGCUACCAAAGAUGGUUUAACCAUGGUUUCUGAAGGUAAAGAAAUGCCAUUUGAUAAAUUACCUGAAUGGGAAGUAUCAAAAAUUAAAAAAUUACCAAUGGUUUGGACAAAUCCAGUCACUAAGAAGAACCAUUUACAACUUCACGGUUGUUGUCUCCAUAAAUUACAUACAAAAUUACCAAACGGUGAAACAAAAACUUUUGAAUUAAAAGAAGCUCGUGAAAAAGCUCACCAAUUAAUGAGACCUUGUAUCAGUCCUUCAAGAGUCUUAGCCCAUAGCUGGUCCCAGGGUGAUUUGGUUAUUUUCUACAAUCGUGGUGUUUGGCACAGUGUUACUGGUGAAUUGAAGGGUGUUAAUAAUGGUAAAGACGAAAGAAGAUUGAUGCACCAAUGUAAUAUUGCCAGUGGGCUCGAUCCUAAGUUAGAUCUCUGA